AUGGGCUUCAGAAAUCUUUCGCGCAUUUCGGCAGCUACUGGUGGUUUAGCUGAUGAUCACGAUAUUGUUGAAUUUAGUGUCUUUUCUUUGUUCCCCGAUGGUCGGCCCUCGCCAGCAGCACUUCCGCAAGACGAGAAGCAGAAAUAUGAUGCCGAAUUCGAAAAACAAAUGCAAGAAUAUGAAAAGGAACGGCAAAGAUACAAAGAGAUGCAUCCAGAAAAAGCGAAACCAGAUACGCUGGAUGAGGAAAUUGCAAAGAUGUACGAAGACGCAUCACAGCGCGAAUUGCGAAUGAUUUUCGAGAUGCAGGCCAACGUGCACAAUGUACUACUGCAAAUGGAGCGACGCGUGCAAGAAAUCAGCCAACAGCAGAGUGUUCAUACGUCACUAAUCCAACAGUGUGCGGCGGCAGGUGGCGGAGCAGCACAAGGACAAGUGGCUACCGGCGGUGCAGGUGGUUUCCUCCAGCAUGAGAAAAAUGAAGCACUCCAGGCUCUGCGUGAUUUAACAGCAAAUAUUCGAGAUAUGAAGAGUUAUGUGAAUGAAAUAUUCACACGCACGUACAAUAUGGAACAAAAGAUCGGCAGUGGUGGUGGCGGCGGGGCAGGCAACGUUGUACAAGAUCCAGCAUUGCGACCUCUUAUUGAGGCAAUGCAAAAUGAUAUUCGGCAAAUAAGAACAACGCAACUCGGAAUGGUAAUUUUUUUGCUAUACUUAAUGCAUAAAUGA
This is a messenger RNA of Gongylonema pulchrum, 729 nucleotides long. NCBI's taxonomy places the organism in Eukaryota, Metazoa, Nematoda, Chromadorea, Rhabditida, Gongylonematidae. The record is from the annotation of a GenBank genome assembly.